AUGUCUCUCACCGCCCUCUGCGCCAAGCAGCGCCGCUUCGGUGGCGCGGGUGACGGCGGCUGGACCUUGUGCGUGGACCGCCGCGCGAUGCACGUGCGGGACCGCUGUGUGAUCUUCUCCUUUGGCGUCGGCUUUGAUGCAGCCUUCGACUUGGAUGCUGCCACUCGCCUGCCGUGGUGCGAGGUGCACAUGUUCGACCCCACGCCCCAGGUUGUGGAGGUUCUGAGCGGUAGCGCGGCCGCGUGGGCGGCGCUCUAUGGAAAAGCCGCGACCCGCACGCAGGACACUCUGGAAGCGUUUCGAGCACAGACGCGCGGCCUGCUGGCCAAUGGCACGGCCACGACCUCUCCAGGUGCGCUCUCGCUCCCCAAUGUGCGCUUCCACCCGUUCGGCCUAGCCGCGCGCGACCGCAAUGGCACGCUGCGCAACUGGUGGACGCAGCAUCGCAUGAGCCGCACCAUAAAGAGAGCUCCCACAGCAGAGUUCCUGUCUCUCGAUUCGAUUGUGGCGCGAGUGGGCCGCACGCCAAGCGUUGUGAAGGUGGACAUCGAAGGGGCUGAGAAGCAGCCGGGGGUGCUGGAGGCCCUGCUGCACAGUGGUGCGCCGCAGCUGGCUCUCGAGCUGCACAAGGCUGGGAGUGAAGAGCAUUUACAGACAGUCACAGAUAGGGGAGUGGGGAGAGGGCAGAGCCAGAGGGAAGUUUUCGUCUACGUGUACGUGUACGUCUUUGCUCUUUCCCCAUACUAA
Molecule: messenger RNA, 747 nt
Organism: Emiliania huxleyi CCMP1516
Lineage: Eukaryota; Haptophyta; Isochrysidales; Noelaerhabdaceae
Exons: 2
Coding region: 1-747 (248 amino acids)
Source: RefSeq, a predicted model, not a curated record